Botrytis fragariae is the source of this 1950-nucleotide messenger RNA. RefSeq names its product putative 2-oxoglutarate-iron -dependent oxygenase protein. The transcript has 4 exons. NCBI's taxonomy places the organism in Eukaryota, Fungi, Ascomycota, Leotiomycetes, Helotiales, Sclerotiniaceae. Bases 1 to 1950 code for a protein of 649 amino acids. The record is from RefSeq and is a predicted model, not a curated record.
AUGACAGACCACCACAUCUCCGCUAUUCAAUCACCGGAUGAAGUCUAUGAAAUCCCUCUUCGACCUGUCAAAUUUCCUUAUAUUCUUCCUGCUCAUGCACCCCAUUUUUCCGAUCAAGGAUGGGCAACCUUGUCUUUCUCGCCCACGGACCCUAUCCACAUUUCAUCUCAGAAGCUUCUGCAAGCAAGUAAAUCCUUCUUUGAUCUUCCGCUUGAGUACAAGUCUCAGUUUCUUACGGGGAGGGGUACUGAGGAAGGAUGGAAUCGUGUGGAAGGCGAGAAGGAAUUUAUCACUCUACGUGAGAUCAAUACCACGCCUCCCGAAUUGUUGGAUGCUGUGAAAGAAUUCUGGGAUAUUACUGGGAAUGUUUUGAACAAGAUAUUGGGAGAAACUGCUAGUAGCUUGGGCAUGAAGAAAGAAUUGCUCACACGGUAUUCCGAGCCAUGUCUCAAGCUCCAUCAUGAGAAAACAGCAACCAUGAUCAGAUUGUUCAGGUACGAAAGUGAUGGAAUAGAGGGGAAGGUCGUUUCGGAACCACAUCGCGACCUUGGUCUCUUGAGCCUAUCAAUCAGUGAUGCUCCUGGUCUGGAAGUUUUGGACAUGCAAUCCAAAAAGUCGUUCCCGAUUGAACAAUCGUUUGAGGGGAGAGAUACAGGAACUUUACUCGUGGGGAGAGAGUUGAAUUUCUUGAGCAAUAACAGAUAUCAGGCUGGUGGUCACUCAGUGCGUAUGUAUCCAAAAACUGUGACCAGGGACGAGCCAAAUGGAAAGGAGAAUGAAGAUAAACAAGAGAUGCUGGCUGAACAUUACAGGUACUCGAUAGUUUUUGUACUUCGGGGUCAUGAAGACGUGUCCAUUAAUACGGAUGAAUUGAGGACACCGAUUACAGGACGAUGGAAGAAGCCAAUGAAGGGAUUGAAGAUGGAGAAUCUAUAUCGGCGCUUUAUGAGUAAACAUGUCAAUAUCAAUGUGGAAAUGGAGGAGCGGCAAAAGCAGAGGAAGAGGUUGCAUGAGAAGAAGGCGAAUACGAUGAUAGGCCGACGAGUCAAAUUCACGACAGGAGUUAGUGAUCGUGUUCAACUUGGACAAGGGACAACCUUUUUGCCCGGAAAGAAGGAUCCAUCAGUACAACAUCUCAUCGACCACGUCUUCGAACACGGCUACGUUAUUCUUCCUAACAUAUUUACGCCUGAGCAAGUAGAGAUAGCGAAUUCCGAAGUGGCACGACUUGAAACUCUUGACGCUGGACCUGCUGCAAUCGCUGGUCGAAACUAUUUUGAGGGUUUCAAGACUGGGAGAGUUUAUGCUCUCGCAGACAAAUCCCGAGCGUUUGACCAGUUUCCAAUACACCCCACUGUUUUGGCAUUGAACGAUUACUUCCUUCAACCCAAUUAUUUAAUUACUAGUCUGCAUACUGUGGUAAUCUAUCCUGGACAAACUGCACAGGCUAUACAUUGCGAUGAUGGAUUAAUCGCACUGCCAAGACCAAGGCCACUGAUCGGUGUUGGCACCAUGGUCUCAUUCGACGAUUUCACUGCCGAGAACGGUGCAACUACUGUAAUUCCAGGGUCGCAUUUAUGGUCGGACGAUCGCAUCCCAACCAGAGAAGAGAUGGUUCCAGUAAUAAUGCCGGCAGGCAGCAUGGUCUAUUUCCUCAAUACUCUUUGGCAUUCGGGUGGAGCGAAUACCUCAGAUAAGGCUCGUCGCAGUAUUACAGUUCAAUAUUGUCAACCCUGGAUACGAACAUUUGAGAACAUGACAAUCGCAAUGGGCUGGGACGAUCUAGACAAGGUUCCAGAGAGACUGUUGAAAUUGAUGGGGUUCUCUACGCAUGAUUUCAUGGGCUAUGUAGACGGCCGUUCGCCCCGAGCCGGUGUGGAGAUGCGAAAGAAAAGAAUGAUUGAGCGAGCUUUCAAGGAGAGAGAUGAACAGCGAGGCUCGAAACUCUAG